This is a messenger RNA of Neopsephotus bourkii (Bourke's parrot), 1952 nucleotides long. It is a transcript of the gene CUNH18orf32, whose product is annotated as chromosome unknown C18orf32 homolog. The record is from RefSeq and is a predicted model, not a curated record. Lineage: Eukaryota; Metazoa; Chordata; Aves; Psittaciformes; Psittacidae. Gene Ontology annotation, biological process: positive regulation of canonical NF-kappaB signal transduction. The transcript has 2 exons. The coding region runs from base 63 to 365 and encodes 100 amino acids.
CUUGUCAUCCUAAGUUGUUUUUCUUUGCCCCUCUCCAGCUUUGUCACAAACAAGAGGAAGCCAUGGUGUGCAUUCCCUGUAUUGUCAUUCCUGUUCUCCUCUGGGUCUACAAGAAAUUCCUUGAGCCCUAUAUCUAUCCCGUUAUUGCACCUUUCGUGAAGCGCGUAUGGCCCAAGAAAGCUGUGCAAGAAACAACAGCCACAAAAGAAGGUCAAGGAGGCAGCACUGGAAACCCAAGGGCACCUUCAGCCAUGAGAGGAGAUCAGGAGGAUGACUCUGGAAUUUAUAAAUUUGAAAGCAAUGGCGUUGCAAAUGGAAUUGCUGCAAAAAGAUCCACCGAAGUUUCUGACAAGAAAGCGGAUUAGGGGAAUUAAUAAUUUAUUCGCUUGUGUCCAGUAUGAACUGAUAAUAUUGCUCCCACUUUGAGACAUUUUUCUUUGCACGUUUUAGCUGAAUAAACUCCCCUUAUCACUCACAGGAGAAGGUCUCUUUCGCCACUCAAAUUCAAAUGGCAGCUAGCACAUUUCUUGAUUUAAAAUGUUUAAAAACUGAAGUUCUUUGUUUUCCUCACUGGAACUACUUUUCAUCUAUAAUUGAUUUGUUGUCAUUAGAGUUUAGGUUCAGUAACUUAUGACGAAGUCAAGCUUUGGAAGAUAAAUUUAUCUUAACAUCUUAGGUUCUUUAACUGCUAGUGGAGUCCUUAAGGCUUUCACCUUGAAAACUAAAGCUGCUCUUGCUUGCUAAAGAGCCAUGAAUUGUAUUGCGGCAGAAGCAUCAUCAUUAAGAAGAGUUUAGAUUUUUCAUGUUAAAUCUGUAGAUGAGCUAAAGGAAUUAUGCUACAUGCAGAAUUUGCUUAGCUUGCUAAAAGCAGAAAGUCUCGAUUUUGUACUUCCAUUAAUUGUUUUCCUUGAAACAUUGUGCCUUUCCUGAAGGGGAGCAGCCAGGGGCACGAUGCAAGGAAGUUGUUGCAUUGUAUUCUGUUGCAGUGGUUUAAAAUGGUGCAGUUCUGUCUAAAAAAUAAACUAAAAAAGCAAACAUCCAACUAAAAUCUCUUCAACGUGCUUGUGGAAGUUGAAUGAUAAUAAACCAGGAUUUUAUUUGAAAGUAAGAUACUUCAUACAGUUGUUCUUAGGCUUCUGAGCUACAAGUAUCUAAAGUAGUAGCAAAAUCUUUGAAAAACUGGAGACAGGCUGAAGGAGAGGAUAAAACUACUGGCUUCGGGAUAGAGAAAGUGAACUAGUGAGGUCCAGCUUCGCCUCCUCCUUGGGAAGAUGUGUUUUGGAACAGACCUGCCUUCCAACAUGGUACUGUAGUUGUGAAGUGGUUUAGAUGCCCCUGUGCUCAGUAAGGAAAUGAUAGUUCGUGCUUUGUCCUCUCUGCCAAACCAGAGCAUUCAUUAAAAGAUUCGAGAUUAAACCAUUUCAGCCAUUCUGGAUUUACCAUUUUCCCAAAAGUAUGCUUAAAAAGGCAUAUAUGUAAUCUUUGAACUGUUCCUGAGGUCAGGUCUUGUUCCUGUGGCCCCAUUUCUUCCUAGAAGAUAAUUAUUCUGAAGACUCGCUUGAUGCCAGCCAAAUGCCUGUAUUGUGUCCUGUUGGUACCUGGUUUUGUCAGGUCUCGUGUGAACCGAUAUGCAUUGUUUGCAGCUGGGUAUCAGGCCCCUCUUGUUACACCGUUAAUCCUGUAAUGAGAUGAAUCACAGAAAACUAGUGAGAUGUUGCCUAAUAACUGUUUGCUCUCCCUUAAUGAGCUAGUCUUAGGAAGUGAAUUUGGUACUGCUGUUUAAAGAGCUUUUGCAUCAUCCUUGGAACGUUACCCCCAUGUGAUCAGCGUAUCACAGCUACAGCUUUCUCCUAGACUGGUGAAGUUCCUGCUCUUUGUGAUAUGGAAACCUGGUUUUAUUAUUGUCAGUAUGCACAGAUGGUGUAAUUCAUAUAAUAAAAGAUAAUACUAAA